Molecule: messenger RNA, 5174 nt
Organism: Athalia rosae (coleseed sawfly)
Lineage: Eukaryota; Metazoa; Arthropoda; Insecta; Hymenoptera; Athaliidae
Product: protein apterous-like
Exons: 5
Coding region: 1608-3434 (608 amino acids)
Biological process (GO): neuron differentiation; regulation of transcription by RNA polymerase II
Cellular component (GO): nucleus
Molecular function (GO): RNA polymerase II transcription regulatory region sequence-specific DNA binding; DNA-binding transcription factor activity, RNA polymerase II-specific
Source: RefSeq, a predicted model, not a curated record
UCUCUCACUCCACAACACGGCCCGGGCCGAGUGUGUUCGUUACAGCGCAGCGCGACCCUCGAAUACCAACCGUCAUAGCACAUGCGCGAGCAGCUUUUUAAUCAGUGCCGCGAGAUGCAGCAUCGGCAGUCAAAAAUUAGCACGAUCGAAAGCUGAUGGAAUUUUGUCGAUUCGUUGAAAAAAAAAAAAUUAAUUACUUUUUUCCAAAAAAAUUGUACACGAACGUGAUUGAUUAAUUGUCGCUCGGUCGCAAGCUCCCAUUGACCGUUGAAAAAUUGUAGAAUCGAGACCAUCCUCAUCCUCCGCCUGAUUCCACCUUACCAAAAACCAUAUCGACAAAUUGACUAAAAAGUGUUCGUCAUUAUCCGAAGUGGUGCUUGCAAGUGGUGUGCCUUCGACAUUAACAUAUUAUAGUGCCGACGGAUCUGAUUCGAUCAGUUUGAAAAUUCUUAAUUUUAAGACAUACAAGAGACAGAACGACUCGUCAAGGGUCUUCCGGAGUGGACUAGACGUUGAUCGUUGGCUAGACGUGCGUUUGAGGAUUUAAACGUGAUCCCGCGGUCGGGAAACGUUCGUAUCAUUGGGUAUGUGAAUGUGAAUAAAAAAAGAGCGGUGAACGAGUUUGAAAUACAUGAGACUUCUAGCGCAGCACCUGCUUUUCCAACAGUGCAACGAUUCGCCAGAAGUGUUAUUAACUACGAGGUGAAGCGAGGAAGAAAUUGACUCACCCGUAAGAAGGAUAAUACCUUUGAGUCGAAAGGACAGUUAGGCCUCUGCCGAUUCUUCGACUUUUCGCGGGGUUUUAUAAUACCGCAAAUGUUCAUCGAGAAGUAGUACUGACUUUACCUGGUGCCGUCGCGGUUUUACGGCACCCUCGAAAGCUCCGACUUGAGCGACGGGGUGAAUCUAAAGUCGCUGGAUUAACGAUUACUCGAAAAAUCAAUCGCGACGGUGCGAUCGAAUCGAAGAGAAAAAAGAGAAGAAAACAAAUCUGAGGAAAACUUGGAAAAGUUUCAUGAAAUCAGCGGCGAAACAUGACGAGGACAUUGAGAAACAACGUCCAGGACUUUAUCUUACAGAGUUCCUUGAACCCUCGAUAUAAAAAAUUAUAAAGUUAUAUAUCCGUAGUAGUUAAAAGUUUAAUCUAAACCGGAAAACUUGAUAAUCAUAUUCCCACCACAUCUCGCAGCAAUAAAACCCGCCCGACUAUCGAAUGUUCGAAUAAUUUAUCGGUAAAAGGUCUAACCGAUAUUAGAGUCCUUGUGAAGGGCAAUCGAGGACGCGUGAACAGAGACUGUAGAUUAAUAUAUAUACAUGUAGCAAAGUGUGAAGUGUAAAAUAUAUAUUCGAAUAGAUCGAUCUCUUCGUUAAACUCACCAGAUCAUUCAACCCUUGUAGAAACCUUAUUUAACGAAGGGGUGAAAAUUUACUGAAAAAAUUUCCCUCGAAGGAGUCGAUAAGUUGACUACGUCUUAGGGCGGGUUGGACGACGCGCGGCAGACGCCAUCUCCGCGUCACCGGCGUCCCUGUCCCCCAGCCCCCUCCCUGCUGCUGUUUCUCGCCCUCAACCCCAAGGCGGGAACCACCCCGCGACAGCAGCAACCCUGAUGGGGGUGUAUGAGGAGCGCGCCCCUCCGACCACCGGCAUGCAUUGGCAGCCUCCAACCUCCCAGGAGCGAGGAAGCGGCUUGGGUCUGGGGUGCCAAAGUGGUCCAGGAGGUACAGCGGGGGGUCCGAAUUCGGUGGACCAGGCACGCGACCUUUCCCCCUGCCUUCCCGCGUCGAUGGGUGACGCCGCUCGACCGACGACCUUACCUUGCAGUCCUCCGAGCGUCCAUCACCACGGUUCCUCCCACCACGCGACGACGACCUCCCUGCAUCAGACGCACUGCGGACCGAACAACAAUUGCUACGACGGUACCUCGUACAACAACGAAUCGUCGAGGGAGUACGCUUCCUCCCCGAGGGGCGAAAGGACCCAGCAGUCCUCCCCCGAAGGUUUCAGAAUCAACGCCUAUCCCUCGUCCGCCGGAUGCGGCGGAGGGGGCGGAGGUCAGGAUUAUCACAGAAGCGGCUACGAACACCAAACGAACAUCUCGAUGGCCCCCCACGCCGUUCAUCACCACCAACACCAGCUGCAGCACAACCAGUCCCACGAUCAUCAUCACCAUCAUCAUCAUCAUCACAUUCACCAAACACCCGAGCAUCUCAGAACAGUGCCAAAACUGGAACCGCCGAGUCCCACGCCUCCCUCGCAUUCGGAGGACCCUACGCCACCCGGAAUCGUACUUUGCGCCGGUUGCGGCCUCAGGAUAUCGGACAGGUUUUACCUGCAAGCGGUGGACAGAAGAUGGCACGCCGCGUGUCUACAGUGUUCGCAUUGUCGGCAAGGACUCGACGGAGAAGUAACAUGUUUCAGCAAAGAUGGGAAUAUUUACUGCAAAAAGGACUAUCAUAGAAUGUUCGGCGGCAUGAAGCGAUGCGCGAGGUGUCAGGCGGCUAUCCUCUCGUCGGAGUUGGUGAUGAGAGCGCGCGAACUGGUGUUUCACGUGAGGUGUUUCUGCUGCGCGGCCUGCGCUAUCCCUCUGACGAAGGGCGAUCACUUCGGCAUGCGGGACGGCGUCGUGCUGUGCCGACACCACUACGAAAUGGGCGCCGAUCUUCAUCCCGCCCAGAGUCCACCUGUACCGGCUUACCCUCCGGGACCGCAUUAUCCCAGCCAGCCAUUCCCCUCGCCAGAGUUCCUCAAUCACCAUCCCCACCCCCAUCCGGGACACCCCGGACACCCCCAUCAUUCGAUGCACCCGCAACACCCCCAUCAGCACCCCCACGCCAGUCCCGUUCCCCUCCAACCCCAAACGCCCUCGGGACCUGACGGAGGAUCGCCGCCGAAAGUGCCCUAUUUCAACGGCGCCGCUGCGGGAGUCCCACCGCCCAGACAGAAGGGAAGACCGAGGAAACGGAAACCGAAAGAUCUGGAAGCGAUGACGGCGAGUUUGGACCUGAACGCCGAUUACCUGGACAUGCCUUUCGGACGGGGGGGUCCGGGAACGCCGGGUAUGCCGGGAUCGAACAGCAGGACGAAACGAAUGAGGACGAGCUUCAAACACCAUCAGUUGAGAACGAUGAAGAGUUAUUUCGCGAUAAAUCACAAUCCGGAUGCCAAAGAUCUCAAACAACUGUCACAGAAGACUGGAUUACCGAAGAGGGUACUUCAGGUGUGGUUUCAAAACGCGCGUGCAAAAUGGCGACGCAUGCUUCAGAAGCAGGAGGGUAAAUCCGACAAAUGCGGCGGUGGAGUGGACGGUGGUUCUCUGGGUGACCUCGAGCUCUACGGGAGCAGCGGGGGCAGCGGAGGGCCUCCGAUGAGUCCUCCGUUCAUGCUCGGAGGACCCCACAGUCCGGCAUCCUUGGCGUCUCUAGAUUGCGCGUGAUGAGUGAAUAUUAAAAUUUAUUGCGAUCUUAAACUUCCGCGUUUCGCGUGUCCGGAUAUCCCGCUUAUUUUCAGUAAGUGACUCGUGGAGUUUUCCGAUGUAAAAAGAAUGUGGAGAAAAUCGAACGAAGGAAUGAAAAAAGAUGAAUAAAACGGAUAAAGACUUUUCGACUAGAAAGAACGGUCAGAGAUACCAUUAAUUGUACAUAUAUAUAUUAUAUAGAUAACGUAUUAUGUAUGCGCGACUGUAAAAUAUACACAAAUGAUUCAAUUUUUAGAUAUAUAUAAUUAAUAUUGUGUAUCAUCUUCUAUAUUUUACAGUAUCAGCUGCGUUUAUAUAUGAAACGUUUUGUGAAUAUUUAUUAUUUAAAUAUUAAAUCUUUCGUAUAAUAGGCUGGCGGGAAGAGAAUUAUGUGAGAACAAUUAUCAUGUAUAGAAGCGAAACGAAAUAAAAAAAAAUAAUUAAUUUGUAACAUUAUUACCGUUCUAAAUAUCCUAAUCGAAAAUAACAUACGUACAUACAUUCAGAUGUGUAUGGUCGUCUCCUGCACGUGUAUCGCUUUAGGAUGAGAUCUGCGACUAACGACGGAUAAAUUUUCUUGUAUUUUAUGACGAACGUAAACGUAAAUACCUAUGCACAGUGACAUAUUAUAUUUAUUUAAAACCCUCACGAAAUACAGUCAAUAUCGGUUUGAUCGUUGCUCCGCGAACUUUUUUAAAACGGAGGAAAAAACCGAAAAAGAAAUAACCGUGAAACAAAUCAAUUGAGAAGACGAUUAUAUGAAGAGAUAUGUACGAAAGCCCCGUUUUGGAUUCAAGUUAUUAUUAAUAUUAUUAUUACCAUUUGUCACGAUUAUUCUUAUUUUAUUAUUACUUUUAUUAUUCGCUAUUAUUGUUAUUAUUAUUAAUAUUAUUAAUAUCAUUAUUACCAUUAUUUAACGAAACCCAAUAACGAUCCAAGCAAUAUCAAUGAAUUGCUCAACGUAUGUAUAUUUAAAUAUAUAUAAAAAUGAGAACGGAAUAGUUCAAAAAUAAUAAAAAGGCAUAUAGUUGAUGAAAAAAUCUACGUUGUGAAAUACGUACCGAGCAUAUGAAAGAAAAAGUGGUUACCGUGGCCCCUGCUGAUAUACAUUUAAUGAUUCCUUAGAUUUUCAUUCUUACAUAAUUUUUUCCGUUUUCUUUAUCAUCGAACAAAAAUUUUAUUUCAGAAUAAAAUCGGGUGAAGCGUGAACAGGCUGAGCUCGAACAUGGCGGUAACCAACAAUAUUCCAUUUGAAAUUAUCGAAUGAUGAUGAAAAAUGAAUGGAGAAAAAAAAAAAGAAAUUUCGUAAGAGUCAACGUACCAGCGAUGGGGGUCACGUUACACAUUUUCUCCCUUGAAAAAUAGAAAAAAGAGAAACUUUUUUCGACGUAUUUUGUGUAUAUAAAUAUAUAUUAUAUAUAUAUACAUAUAGAAAUGAUAUGUAGGUAUAAUGAAACGUUCCUGAUUUUUCUUAAGCACCGCUAGGCUUUUUACGUAGGUCUGAUUUUUAUCGUAUUACGGAUACUAGCAUUACUAAAAUUAAUAACGAACAUUAACUAUCCUUGUAAAUUAUUAGAAACAUAUUAUACCUACGUAUAUAAUACACACCCUAAUACAUACAAAAAACCAGCUAUACACGACACAAACACACCGCGGAACGAUUGUCUGAAUUUACAAGAUGAUUUUUUUCAUUAAAUAUAUUUUACAGUAUAUAUAUAU